GAAUGGUGCUCAGUGAGACCCAACUGAACAGAGAGGUCAGCGUUUCUCUGAUCAAGCAUUUGUGGUGUCAGAACUCCGAAUGCUCUUCUGGAGACCGAAGACCUAUGUUAGCAUAGCCUUUCCUUAGCUUCUAAUGAGAUGUUACCUUGAACUAAGUCACCAAACUACUCUGGCCCUGAGUUUCCUCAACUGCAUAGGCAACGGAAUGAGCUCUGACUGCUUUUCAAGCUCCCGCCUGGCAUUCAUGUUCUAUGAUUCUCAGCGAUGCUGCUCCAAGGAAAGCCAGGGAUCUCCCCAGUAAGCCUCACUCUGGGAAGUUCUCCCAGCAUCACUCCACAGGCGGAUGGGCGCCUGCCCCACCUUUCUCUCUGGAAAUCAUCAAUUCAUCAACGUAAUCCUGGGAGUUAUGGCGUGGUCUCAUAAAAGGCUGGUGAUGCCUCGUCCCUCAGAAGGAAGCUGAAACUUUCUGCUAAUGGAUCUGAAUCUUUAGAGCCUUGGAAGAUACAGUGGUUCUGUAAAAAUUACAGAGGGUGAUCGGAUGUGUGAAACUGAGCUGUAUGAGGAUAGGAUCUCCCAGCCAUCCAGCCCCGGCUAGUAGCAGUCAGCAAAACCAAACCUGCAGACAUGGUGAUUGAAGCCUACAGUCAUGGCCAGCGCACUUUCGGGGAAAACUAUGUUCAAGAACUGCUAGAAAAAGCAUCAAAUCCUAAAAUUCUGUCUUCGUGUCCUGAGAUCAAAUGGCACUUCAUUGGCCACCUACAGAAACAAAAUGUCAACAAAUUGAUGGCUGUCCCCAAUCUCUUCAUGCUGGAAACAGUGGAUUCUGCGAAGUUGGCAGACAAAGUGAACAGUUCGUGGCAGAAAAAAGGUUCUCCGGAAAGGUUAAAGGUUAUGGUCCAGGUUAACACCAGUGGAGAGGAGAGUAAACAUGGCCUUCUGCCUUCAGAGACCAUAGCCCUGGUGGAGCACAUAAAUGCCAAGUGCCCCAGCCUGGAGUUCGUGGGGCUGAUGACCAUAGGAAGCUUCGGACAUGAUCUUAGUCAAGGACCGAACCCGGACUUCCAGGCGUUGCUGUCCCUCCGAGAGGAGCUGUGUAGAAAGCUGAACGUGCCCACAGAGCAGGUUGAGCUGAGCAUGGGGAUGUCCGUGGAUUUCCAGCAUGCGAUUGAAGUAGGGUCCACCAAUGUCCGAAUAGGAAGCACCAUUUUUGGAGAGCGAGAUUACUCCAAGAAACCUGCCCCGGACAAGUCCACGGCAGAACGCAAGACUGCCGUGGAGGUGGCCCAGGCACACUGAGCCCAGGCACAGCCGGCAGUGGCUCGCAGCCGCGGGCCUGUCCAGGAACACCCACUAUGCACUCGCCUGGCCUCCGUUUUGAUAGUCCCUGUGUUACGGCACAGCCACGCUCUCCCUGUGGCCUGGAGAGAGUGCGCUGAUGCUCCUGGGCGUUGAUGGGGACCAUUUGUACUUCGGAUCUGUCAUAAGAAGCUCACUUCAAGCAGUGGCUUUGAAUCAGGUUUGAGAAAUCCAGACGUUUCUGCAGAACAGACAUCAAAUCAGUAGCCAGGAAUCGAGUUCCGUGUUGAAUCCUGCCCAGGGGCACCAAGCAACCCGUGAAUGCCUUCCCCGGGUUAAAAUGUGGUCACUCAUGCCUAUAAUCACCAGGGCAAGAGGGAGUCCUAUCUGUCAUGCACUUUAAUGGAAAGUCCCUUCAUGCAAACCCCCUAGUGAGUAAUCGUCUUUGCUGCUCUGGAGCAAGGUGAUUUCUGCCCCCAGGUUUGACCCCACUCAGUAAACAUCUGUCCCCACUCUGGAAUGACAGUGCAGGUAACUUCAGGAGCUGGCUCAGGGCAGUGCUGCAAACCCAAAUCAUGUUGAUCAGAGUUUGCGUCACCUUGUCCCUGUGGACCCCGAAAACUACAGGGGUAACAUAAGACUCGGGCCUUUCCAACAUCCUCCUAGACAGGCCUCUCCUAGAUGAGAAUUAAAUGCUAUGAUUUCUUCUCCACCAUAACUGCCCCAGAAAUUCGUUCAAGGCCAGUUCAGGCUCACAGUUUCAACAAAGCCUGGCUUUGAGUUUCCUUUUCCUGCGGAGCAUUUUCCAGGCACAUCUAAAGCCCCUCCCUCCACCCUCCGCACCCCCUCACCCCUGCUAUAAGCCAGAAUUUGCAACUUCUUGAUUGUUAAUAAAGUAGCAGCAAGGUCUUCAAAAACCAGAAAGCACAAUUCUCAGAUAUCUGUAACAGAUGACUUCGGUCUGGGUGGUUUAUUUUCUAGAUGUUUUUUCCUGAUUUGUUCAAGCCCCAGUCUUCAUUUUAGGAAAUAACUUUCAGAACAUAAUGCUGCUGCUGAAUGUAAUUUUGUAAAACCUAAACCAUUAUGAUUCCUGUACUGUUUCAGUCAGAGCUAUCACAUGUUUCAGAGUCUAGUGAAUAAAAAUGCAAGUUUGAAUUAUACCAUCUGUGCCAAUUACAAAGCAAUUAAAAGAUUUAUUUUUUAUGA
Molecule: messenger RNA, 2502 nt
Organism: Hyaena hyaena (striped hyena)
Lineage: Eukaryota; Metazoa; Chordata; Mammalia; Carnivora; Hyaenidae
Gene: PLPBP
Product: pyridoxal phosphate binding protein
Exons: 8
Coding region: 625-1296 (223 amino acids)
Cellular component (GO): intracellular anatomical structure
Molecular function (GO): pyridoxal phosphate binding
Source: RefSeq, a predicted model, not a curated record